Messenger RNA from Astyanax mexicanus (Mexican tetra), 5458 nucleotides. It is a transcript of the gene acbd5a, whose product is annotated as acyl-CoA binding domain containing 5a. Gene Ontology annotation, biological process: fatty acid metabolic process; autophagy of peroxisome. NCBI's taxonomy places the organism in Eukaryota, Metazoa, Chordata, Actinopteri, Characiformes, Acestrorhamphidae. The transcript is spliced from 14 exons. Gene Ontology annotation, cellular component: peroxisome. The record is from RefSeq and is a predicted model, not a curated record. Gene Ontology annotation, molecular function: fatty-acyl-CoA binding. The coding region runs from base 219 to 1787 and encodes 522 amino acids.
GGCCGUGUUUACACCGCCGUUUCCCCCCGUUUACCGAUUAUUUAACGCCGUUUUAAAGCGGAUACUGCACUAUUCGGGUUUUUAGUAAUGGUGGAGUUUGUGAAGGAGAUCAGCCGCCGGCUGCCAUUCGCUCCGCCGGGCGGACUGGAGGAGCUCGGUGUCUGGAUUAACGCUAGGUUUAAUUAGGUGAUCUGUUGAUUCUGGGAUUGCAUACAAUCAUGAUGGAGCUCGAAAGCAGCAAACCCAUCCACGAGCAGAGGUUCGAGGCUGCAGUCAAAGUGAUCCAGAGUUUACCUUCAAAUGGUUCCUUUCAGCCCUCCAAUGAAAUGAUGCUGAAAUUCUACAGCUACUACAAGCAGGCCACUUUAGGCCCCUGCAACAUCCCCCGGCCCGGCUUCUGGGACCCUGUUGGCAAAGCCAAAUGGGAUGCGUGGAACGAACUUGGAGAUAUGUCACAGGAGGAGGCCAUGGGGGCGUACGUGGACGAUCUCAAGCUGAUUCUUGAAAGCAUGCCGAUGACGGAUGAGGUGGAGCAUCUGCUGCAGAUUCUCGGACCGUUCUAUGAGCUCGUGGAUGAGAGGAAGAAGGUCUCCCAGGUGUCAGACCUGACCACAGCCCGAUUGGAAAGAUUUGCUAGGCAACUGGAAGGGCUGGGCAGUAUGAUGGAAGCUCCUUCAAAGGCCGUCACAAAGAGCAUCAUCAGAACUAUGCAAAUGAACGGCACUUUAGACAGCUACUCCACCAAAAAAGCAGAAGCUCCGAAGAACAACAUCAAAGCGAUCAAGGAACAGGAGGAGAGAGGUGAUAAACGUGAUGCGGAGGAGGAGGAAGACGAGGACAGUGAGGAUGAUGAUGAUGAAGAGGAGAAUGAGGGGGAAGAGGUUGAGCAGGUGAAAAAAGUGGCCGCACCUAAAAAAAAGACUUCAAAUGGAAAAGUUAAAGGACUUCCUAACGGCAGUAUAGGACAGAAGAUAGACUCAGUAACUAACGGAACCCACAGCUCCAGAUCAGCUCUGAACAGGAAGCAUGUGGAGGAGAUCGAUGGGGUCACCAGAGAAGCAGUGAUCCAGCGUGUGAAUGGCUGCAGUGAAGAUGACAUUACUGAAGACGUGUCCAACCCUCAUCAUGUGGGCAGUGACUCAGACGGGGAAGUGUACUGCGACUCUGUGGACCAGUUUGGUGUGGAGGAGCAGAGCAGUGAGGUUCAUGUGAACUCUCUGGAGGGAAGCUACGGUAUACUGUCCGCUCUGGGAGAGCCCCAGCCGGCGGAGCGGGACUCCGGCGGUCUCUCGGGGGUUCAGGACUGUGUUCAGCACGGGGGAGAGGACUGGAAGACUAGCGGAGGCGGAUCACAGAGAUCCAGGCUUAGUGUGGACAGAUCAGGCAGCUCUGUGGUCAGGAGAGGACGAGGCUCUAAGUCUCCAGGCUCGGGGUCCGGGGCCGGUGGGCCGUUACAGGGUGGUGGAGGAGAUGGAGAACGGAGUGAUGAAGCUGUGGGUGGAGACCUUAAUGAACAGAUCGUGACAGCAUUAGCUCGACUCCAGGAGGACAUGCAGAGCGUUCUCGAGAGACUGCACACUCUCGAGGCUCUAACCGCCUCACAGGCGAGAUCAGUGGCCUUGUCUUCAGAAUACCUGUUACCACCAGCUAAUAAAACUCAGAAGAAGCACUCCUGGUGGCCUUUUGAAGUGUCCCCUGGCACAGUGGCCUUUGCUGUGGUCUGGCCGUUUGUGGUGCAGUGGCUCAUUCGGCUGUAUUUUCAGAGGCGGAGAAGAAAAAUCAAUUGAUGGACUUGCUGCUCAGGGCUGUGAUGAUGAAGAGGACCACACUCUCGACUGAUAAAGGGCAGUGUCCUCUCCUGCGCGACCCCUUUCUAACUUGCUUUUGCACUAUGAUGAUAAAGACGACGGCACUAAAGAGUAGUGAAUGUCGGGAUGGAACAGACAGACAGCUAGAUAGAUAGACAGACAGAUUGGAUGUUUGGAAUUUCAGCUUAUAGGCAUAAUUUGUUUAGUGUACGUAGGAACCAAUACGAUUAUACCUGCUUGGUUUGAGAAAUGAGUAGAAGUUCUUCUGACGUAGUAACAAAACUUCUACAAUGAUUAUUUUUUUUCAUAUUGAAAUUCAACGGGGCAUUAUAAUAGCAUUUACGUCACGUCUGUUUAUAACCACUCGGCCGUGUGCUCACUAGCAUCCACUCUGUAGACGAGUGCAGAAUAACACCACACUGAUAGAGUGCAUUAAGUUUUAUUUGUGUGUCUCUAAUUAUCAUUAUGAUUCUGGAUGUUAACUGAGGCUGGUUUGGGGCUGAUGACAGUAAUUCAGAAGGUAAAUCUGUUAUGAAAGGUUAUAACAUGUCGUGAAAUGUUGUACGCUGAGAUAUGGCGGGUUUCUGUCCGUGCUGCAAGCUGCAGAAUUAAUCAAAGCCAUAUUUGAAAAAUCUUGCGUAAUAGGACAUGAGGGAAGAUUAGUUAGUUUUGGCAUGUUAUUAUUAUUAUUAUUAUCACAGCUAUUAUUUUACAAAGUAAGCGUUAUAAACAAACACGAACAUGAUCAUGUGUGGAGCAGACGUCUGCAGUGCUUACACAUUACACAGCUGAGCAUAUCAGUUCAUCUCCAAUUAUUAGAAAUUCAUUCAAAGAAAUUGCGCUGAUCAAAAAAGGCCUACUAUGUUUUAAAGCCUAUUUCAUUUGUAAAAUACUGUAUCUAUAUAUUUUACUAUACUGUAUCUCUUUCUAAUUCUCUUAUUUGUGUCUUUUGCCCCUUAAAAAAAAAAAAAAAAAUCAUAGUUUCUCUACGAAGCUGUUCUGACGUUUUGUGUAUCUCUGAGGCGGGACUGGAGUUGGCUGAGUUCUGAGAUCAGUACUGCCAAGCCCUACUGUUUGCAUCAGGCUUUGUGUCCACAUGUAUCCGGAUAUAAAAAUAAAUAAAUAAAUAAAUAAAUAGGAAUUCAACACACCAAAAAGGAAGGAAGGAAACACAGAGGUUUAAUAGCUAAAUUAAAACACUACUCCCUACGUUUUUUUUUUUUUUUUUUUUAUAUUAAAAUAUGUUGAUUUAAUUGUAUAUUUUUAACUCUGAACAUAGAUUAUUAUCAGUUGUGAACUAUAUUUAGGUACCAGUUUAAUUUAAUCAUAAUUUAAUAAUAAAAUCAAAAAUAAUCAAUGUGAAAUUUUUAUAUAUAUAUAUAUAUAAAAAAAAGAUUCUCCUUAAGGUUUCGAUUGUAGAAAUCAUAUUCUCACUUUUUAGCUCAUUUCUCCUUCACAUUUAGCCAGUUACUGACACACACUGCCUCACAGAGGCAGCAACAAGGUCGGAGAAUGUGAGAGAAAAGAAGGGAAGAGAAUUAGUUAUGAGAUUUUAAUCAGUAUAUUAAAUAAACAGAAAGUAGGGCUGUCAACGUUAAAAUGCAUGCAAUUAAGUUGGAAUAAGUAAUGCUUAAUUUUUUAUUUUUACGUAAAUUAAUAAACUGCUGAUUAGGAGCAGUUUAAUCUAAUAUAUUAGCCAGAUAAUAUACUUCUAUGCACAAACGCUGGCUAUGCUGCUCCAUGCGGUUUACACACUAUAAGCGCAGUAUGUGCAGCGUUCACUGCUCACAGUUGCGAUACUCUGUUUAAUACAUAUGUGCUGCAUUUCCCAUUGAAAAACACUGCUUGUUUAAAAGUGCAGCAGCAGAUUUUCAGUGUUGUGUGUUAAAGCAGCUUCACACUGCACAGAUGUACAGAAUAUACACUCUGAAACACAGAAUCUUCUCACUAUAUUUACUUUCUUGCUCAUGCACCAGACAGUUUUGACCAAUCAGAGGAGACGAUGUGUUUGAUUGGUUUAUUGGUGAACAUUUUGGUGCAUUUAGGUUUAUGCCUGUGUGAAUGCAAACCAAACAAACCAGAGAAACCAACUACAGGUGUGAAAACGCUCUUUUAUACUGAGCAAAUUAAGUUCUGAUUCAGAAAUCCUUACAACCAAGCUGAGAUGUUAACAAUGGAGUAAAAAAAAAAAAAAAAAAGUUUAUUCUAGUUUUUAUUACUAUUUUAAUUAACACCACUAAUAUAAAUAUAAUUGCAUUUUACAUUCUUACAUUCAUUCUUUUAUUCAUAUUUAAAUAUUCACUAUAAAAUAUCCACUUGUUCUUAAGAACAACAGGUGAGAUUAAUCACAGUUAAUUACAAAAUAUUGUUGAUUAAUUUGAUUUUUUUUUUAUCAAUUGACACCACUAUAAUAAAAAGUAAUUUACCUUCUGUGCUUCUUCUGCAGCAGCAACACAGUGUUUAUCAAUAAAUACUGUACUGCAAAAAAAAAACUAAUACAUUACCAAGUUAGGAGUGGGCAAUAUUAUAUCGUAUACAAUAAAUCGUGACAGAAAUAUCAUGAUAUUAAAAAUCCAUAUCGUGAUAAUAGGGCUGUUCUGUCUUAAAAGUAGUCUAUUAUUUACUGUGAAGCUCUAGGUGUAUUUAUUGUAUAAUUGUUUUAGUUUGCAGUUUAUAUGCAUGCACUAAAUAUUCUGCAAUAUUAUUUGCUGCAUUUUAUUAUUUUAUGCUAUAUUAUUUAUUUUGCCACAUUAUGAUUAUUCUGUUAUACUAUUAUACUAUAUUCCUGAAAUUAAUUAAUUAUUUAACUGUUUUCCUAUAUCGCCAAGUAUAUCGUUAUCGCAAAAAUACCCUGAAAUAUCGUGAUAUUAUUUUAGAGCCAUAUCGCCCACCCCUAUAACCAAGCUCUGUAAAAAUAAAUAGUGAAUUAAGGCAGAAAUUUAAAAUAAAUUGCUAGCAUUAAUCUAGAAUGACAGCACUAAUUUAUUCCUAUGUGUAAAUAUGAAAUCUAUUGUUAUUUGCACUGCUAUUUGUAGAAGCUAUAUGUAGUUUGUUGUUUAGGGAGUAACUAAGUAUCUAAGAUUCAGCCAGAAACACUUAAAAAAACACAAUAAAGCUCUGUGCUCCCCAUCCACACAACACUACUGAAAACAGAGCUUUAAAAAAAAAAAAAAAUCAACCACUUGAAAAAGCUCAAGGACCAAAAAUGCCAUUUGUUAUGUGGACAGGAGACCAAAACACAGACUAUAAAUAUCCGGAUACAUGCAGACAGGCCCUAAGUUAAUUGCAUUAAUUAAUGCAUUUAAAUUUUAAAUGAUCUUUUACUCUCAUAUCUGUGUGUUUUGUUUCCUAUUAGUGUAAAUUGUUAAUACUGUUGAUACCUAAUAUGUGUAUAUUAGAAAUAGAAGUAUAUAAUAUAUACCUGAAAACUGAAGUGAUAUUUUAAUUGUAACAUACCGUAAUGUAGCAUUUAAAUCGAUACUGAAUUAAUAACGGGUUUUCUGUUGAAUAGUAUUCAGCUCUUGUUUUGAUUAGUAACACUUUAUCUUUAUAUUAAUGAAAUGACCACUUUCUCUUUUAAAGGAGCAUCUGUGCACGUUCUUACUGUUAACCUGAAGCACGAAUAAAAUUUUCCACAAGCUUUGGGAGCA